AUGGAUUGCCGGCCAACCCCAAAGCCAUUAAGUAAUACCAUUUCUUUUUAUGUUUCGUUUGUUCCAUCUGUUCAUAUCUAUCUAUCUAUCUAUCUCAGUCUGUUCAUAUCUAUCUCUCUCAGUCUAUUCCAUCUAUCUAUCUAUUUAUCUAUCUAUCUAUCUAUCUAUCUAUCUAUCUCAGUCUGUUCAUAUCUAUUUAUCGAUCUCUGUUCAUAUAUAUAUAUAUAUAUAUAUAUAUAUAUCUUUCUAUCUAUCUCAAUCUGUUCAUUAUCUAUCUCUGUCUGUUCAUAUCUAUCUAACUCUAUUCAUAUCUAUCUAUCUAUCUAUCCUAGUUUGUUCAUAUCUAUCUAUCUAUCUAUCUAUCUAUCUAUCUAUCCUAGUCUUCUAUUCAUAUCUAUCUAUCUAUCUAUCUAUCUAUCUAUCUAUCUAUCUAUCUAUCCUAGUCUAUUCAUAUCUAUCUAUCUAUCUAUCUAUCUAUCUAUCUAUCUAUCCUAA
This is a messenger RNA of Acanthosepion pharaonis, 495 nucleotides long. Lineage: Eukaryota; Metazoa; Mollusca; Cephalopoda; Sepiida; Sepiidae. The record is from the annotation of a GenBank genome assembly.